Monomorium pharaonis (pharaoh ant) is the source of this 852-nucleotide messenger RNA. Its product is annotated as ATP synthase subunit d, mitochondrial. The transcript is spliced from 3 exons. Gene Ontology annotation, biological process: proton motive force-driven ATP synthesis. Gene Ontology annotation, molecular function: proton transmembrane transporter activity. Bases 85 to 615 code for a protein of 176 amino acids. The record is from RefSeq and is a predicted model, not a curated record. NCBI's taxonomy places the organism in Eukaryota, Metazoa, Arthropoda, Insecta, Hymenoptera, Formicidae.
GACACUGUCGAUAGUGCGACUGUGCCACUAUACGAAAGCAGCGACGAGUGUCAACCAUCAGGUGGCGGACUGGUGGAGUGGUAAAUGAUUUUAGAGUACGCGAGGAUGUCACGCAGAGCGAUUAAAGCGAUUAAUUGGUCGGCGCUUGCCGAAAAAAUUCCGGAAACAGAAAAAACAGCAUUCGCCGCUUUCAAAGCUAAAUCUGAUCAGUACUUGCGACGAAUGAACAUGAAUCCCGAAACUCCUCCAAAAAUCAACUGGUCAUAUUAUAAGAAAAGUAUCCCAGUACCUGGGUUAGUCGACAAGUUUCAAAAAGAAUAUGAAGCCUUUAAAAUACCAUAUCCAGAAGAUAAAUAUACUUCCGAAGUUGAGGCUGAAGAAAAGCAAGUGCAUAUAAAAAUUGAAGAAUUUAUGAAGGAGUCAAAUGAACGUAUCGUUACUGCCAACAAGGAAAUUGAUAGAAUAAAAAGUUUGCUGCCAUUUUCUGAAAUGACUAUGGAAGAUUUCCGAGAUGCCUAUCCAGACCUUGCUAUAAACUCCGAUAAACCAACCGUUUGGCCACAUAUUCCUGAAGUGCAGCCAGAGAACGAGAAAGGACGACCAACGCAUCAUUAAUAUUACAUUCUGUAAUGCGUUCAGAAUACGAAGUGUAGUCGUAAUUUACUUCUAGCGUACGAUUCUGGACCGCGUGCUAAGUUGGAGAAAAAAAUAUUAUCUUCUUUGUUUCUGUAAUAUGUCUUCAAAGUAAAUUUAUUUACAGAGAGGUACAUAUAACCUCCUUUUGUUCCACACCGUUGAUACAUACCUUGGCACAGAAGGAAUAGAAAUAUACUUUAAUAUAACCAAAAAAAA